This is a messenger RNA of Schizophyllum commune H4-8, 1317 nucleotides long. RefSeq lists its product as uncharacterized. Gene Ontology annotation, molecular function: protein O-acetylglucosaminyltransferase activity. The record is from RefSeq and is a predicted model, not a curated record. Bases 1 to 1317 code for a protein of 438 amino acids. Gene Ontology annotation, cellular component: endoplasmic reticulum. The transcript is spliced from 5 exons. NCBI's taxonomy places the organism in Eukaryota, Fungi, Basidiomycota, Agaricomycetes, Agaricales, Schizophyllaceae. Gene Ontology annotation, biological process: protein O-linked glycosylation via mannose.
AUGCCCACCCGCCGCGAGCUGCUCAUCGUCUGUCUGCUGCUCGUCGGCCUCAUCCUGCUGUCGCGGCCGAGCACGGAGGGCUUUCGGAUACAGAACCCGUUCAGGAGCGAUGAGGGCGGGGACGCGCUCAACUCGAUAAUCCCCGACUUCCUUGACGACAUUGAGAAGCACGGCGGGACCGUGAACGGGAAGCUCUGGGACACGCAGCUCGUGUGGCGCGGUGGGAGGGUGCCGGAGACGACGGUGGCUGCGCACACACAUGGGUGGACCGUGUUGGACAAACUAUACAUCAAGAACGGGACGAUGUACAUCGUCAGCGACCACAGGGCUAGCGUUCCGGACCUCAAGGAGAUCAUGUCCAAAGGCAUGUUCGUCAAGAAUGGACCCGAAGAGGAGCGGAAGAGAUUGCCGACGUCUGAGGACAUUCAGGUCAUCAGCACUAGGGAGGCCAAACGGCUUUUCGGAACUUCUGCUCAGAUCAUAGACGGUGUUACUUGGCUCGUGAACGACCCCCCACAAUUCAUCACACAUUACUAUCAUUGGGCCGCCGAGCUCUGGUUCGGCCUCUGGCGCACCUACUCCUCCCUAGAUAUCAACAUCGCCAAGGAUGGCAAGACGCACCUCAAAGCCCCGCGCCGCCUCAUGUUCCACCACCUCGAUGCGCACCACUGGCGCGACUACGCGGACAUGAACCAGUUCGUCGUCCGCAGCACCGUGCCCUCCAUUACCAUGGAGUUCGUCGACGACUGGCGCGACCGCGCCGAGAUGGACCGCGCUUUCGUCUUUGACCGCGUGCUCAUCGAGGAUCGUUCCACUGCAUUCCUGUCGAAGGAGGUGCAGCGCUACCAGCGCAUUGUGGCGAACGCGUUCCAGAUGCCUGGGAGCGUGAACUGGUGGAUGACGGUGCGCAACAAUGUGAUCGAGGCCGCCGGUGUGCACCGCUCGGUUGGCGAGGGCCUGACUGGCAAGCCGGUCAUCACGUAUAUUUCCCGUCAAACGUGGGGUCGCCGCAUGCUGAAGCCUGAGGACCACGACCGGCUGGUGCAGGAGCUGUACAAGCUGCGGGAUACGUACGGCUACGAGGUCAACGUCGUGAGCAUGGACAAGCUGUCGCGCAUGCAACAAAUCCAGCUGGCGGCGAGGACGACGAUCAUGAUGGGCGUGCAUGGCAAUGGGCUCACUUCGCUCAUCUGGAUGAACUCCUCGCCGCGUGCGACAGUCAUGGAGUUCUUCUUCCCUGGCGGGUUCGCAUACGACUAUGAGUACACGUCGAGAGCCAUGGGGCUGACGCACUACGGCUUCUGGAAUAACGAGUAA